This is a messenger RNA of Owenia fusiformis, 3144 nucleotides long. NCBI's taxonomy places the organism in Eukaryota, Metazoa, Annelida, Polychaeta, Sabellida, Oweniidae. The record is from the annotation of a GenBank genome assembly.
AGAUGAAAGAUUAUAUAUGGAAUCUGAAGCAGCGGUUUAUCGGAUGAUUGCAAAAGAAAAACAAAUUGUAUUGAACUUUCCUGUAUAAAUUACUGAAGUUUCCAUAUAAGGAUCUCAUAAAGACAUCCAGAUCAAACCAGUGGAAAUCACAAAUUACAAGAUAAAAAAUAUUUCAGUGCAGUAAAAAUAUAUUACAACAUUAUAUUACAACACGAGACGCUGAAGCCUCCAUAAGAGUAUUCAAGAUCUACAAAAGCCACUGCAAGGUCUAUAAAUCACAAAAUAAAUUCUCUUCAAAGAACAUAUUAAAUCAAUGAUAAAAAAGAGAACAUUCUACAUAGGACAUACUCCAAAAUCUGCAAAAGGCAAUUCUACAGGACAUAUUAAGAGGACCAUAGUAGACAAACGCACAGGACAAGUCCAGAAAGUCAACUGGCACUGAUCAUCUUAACAUGAGGAAUAGAAUAUUAUCAAUUUGAGAUUAAUAAAAAAAUUGAUAAGAACAUUUGAACUUUUCUGUAAGGAAGAGAAGUUACACAUAAUAUACUAUAAUAAACAUAACAUAAUAAACUCAAAACAACACAUUGCCAACUUCAACUAACAUACUGACGGUUCAAAUUUAGCACUGAUAAUUCCACAUGAGCCAUGUCAUUAGACAGUUGGCAGAAAAAAGGAGGUGGAGAGAAUAUCACAGCAACUGUUGAUAGAAAUUUAACCAUCACCUUCCCAACUCCACUAAAUAAAAGUCUUUGUAACAUCAAUAAAAAUAUUGAUGCAGGAGUUCGAUAUGGCAGUUCAAGCAGUCCUACAACAGUAGAGAUAUGGACAACUUGUGGCAUCAUAAUCCUCAUUAUUGGAACUUUGGGAAAUGUGUUCACUAUUGUCGUGCUGUCAAGGAAGAACAUGCGUAAGAAGACAACAGCGAUGUUUCUGACAUACCUAGCCUGUGUGGACACAUUAGCUCUUUGGGUUGGCUUGUUUCCAAACUGGCUGGCAAAGAGUUCAGUGUCUCUUGAUAUUGUCUCUGAUGUGGGAUGUAAACUCCUUGCAUUUUUAGCGUACACACCUGUGCAACUGUCAGCGUGGAUACUAGUAAUGGUGUCAAACGAGAGAGUGAUUGCAGUGUACUUACCAACAAAAGUAAAUCAAAUAUGCGCAAAACGCAUGGCCGUAUGUACACUAGCAGUAAUCACCUUCUUCAUAUGUGCCAUAAAUCUUCAUAUGUUUUGGGUGAAUGGUGUAGUUGAUGUACGAACCAGUAAAUGUGGAGUGUCCAAGUCUGAAUGUGGAGUGCUUAAAGAGUAUUUGUAUGUAUGGGAGGUACAUUUGCGCUGGCUAGAUGCGACCAUAGCUUCUAUUUUACCAUUCAUCAUCAUGCUUAUUGCGAACUGUAUGAUAAUUGGCAAAAUUGUGCUUCAUCACACAAACCAAAGUAAAAACAAGGCUAAGGUCACAUCUAUGACAAUUAUGCUAUUGGUGUGCAACUUUGCUUUCAUAAUACUUACAUUACCUAUUGUCCUAUUAGAAAUUUUCAAAUCGCAAUGGUAUCAACACUUUAAAGAUGAAAAACAUGACAAUUUCUUCAAAGAGAGAGAAGAUUUGGAACUACACUCGACUGUCUGUCAGAUGUUUCAAUAUCUGAAUCACGCUAUCAACUUCAUCAUGUACUGUUUUGCGGGACCUGCAUUCAGGCGUGAACUAUUAUGCAUGAUGAAAGAAAACCGUUAUUUGAGGAAGAUUGCAUGUUGUGAAAAUGUGAACCGAGUUGGUGAGCCAAGUAGCAAUGUUACCCAGAGUACAACUGGGAAUGGAACCUUUGCACGAGGGACACUCACACCAGUCGCAUAGUACUAGAGAAUUGUGAAGAAUGUCUCUGAACACAAGAUUUUAAGCUUUGAUUAACAUGAACACAUAUAUUCUAGAACUUAUAAAGUAUGUAUAGAUACAGGCCCGUAGCCAGGGGGGGGGGGUUCGAUGGGUUCAAAAAUUAUUUCAAAAUCAUGCAGUGUUUCACCUUUCUGAGCACUUUUUAUUUGAUUUUGGCCAUUUUUGGACCAGAAUUGUCACAAGUGAACCCCCCUGGAAUUUUUCAAAAAAUGAACCCCCCUUGGCAAAUCCUGGCUACAGGCCUGAGAUAUCAAUAUAAAGUAAUAAUUACAUGUAAGAGGAAAAUCUGUCACAAAUGACCAUUGAAAAGGAAAUGUUCAGAAUCUUUAGAAUCUAUUUCACUGUGAUAAGUGAAUGGCCUUAAUACUGAUGAAUGGCCUCAUCACUCAAUAGCUACUAUUCAACAGCAGUGACAAGUUGUAUAUCAUUAAGAUUGUGAUAUAUGAAUCAUAAAGCUUUUUGCUAGAUUAUAUUUCAACAUUUUUAAACAAUUUAAAUCUAAUUUAAUUAAUUAAUUAAUGUUUAACUGAAUUUUUUUAAAAUUAAUUAAACGUCUUUAUGAUUUUAAGAUGAGUCUUCAUUGUUAUCAACAGUUAAGAUGUGAAUUGUUUUUAGUACUGUUUUGUUUUUGUCCCAAUUUUUAAAUGUGAAAUAAAAAUGUCGUCGAUGAUAUUGGGAUUAUCUCUGGACUAAUAUAAUCAAGCCAUUGGACCCACAACCCUUAUAUUGGCUUCAAGAUAAUUCCAAUAUCCUGAACCUCAUAUAGGAUAAUCUCAAAAGAUUUUCAAAAGCUGGCAAGAUAUAGCUUUACAUUCAAUUGAGUAGCCAUAAAUCAGCCUUAAAAACUUUUUUGACUAAAAAGAAAGUUUCAUGAGGAAAUCGAAAAUCUUAUGAAAAAUAUGUAUAUACAAGCUUCAGAACUCUAUGUUUUGCAGAAACCUGUCUGAAUUAAAGCAAAAAAUGCCAACUGAAAAUGUAUAUAUAGAGAACAUGUUAUGGGAGUAUAAGAUAAAUAAAACAAUUUAAUGUAGAUCAGAAUAUUGGGAUUAACCUUUGGCAAAUAUAUUACAUCUGUUCUCGAUUUAUCUUGCCCUUAGGCAGAUUAUAUUAUAUUUGCCUACAGAUAAUCCACAUAAUUUGAACUUCAUAUAUUAUUUUUAUCUUUAAAUUAUGUUCAGAUGUGCAUGUAUAUUACGCAGAACUUUAAUAUUUAAUUUGUUUUUGCUCUAUUAUAAAAGUCAUACUAUAAAUAUCACC